Molecule: messenger RNA, 936 nt
Organism: Morchella sextelata
Lineage: Eukaryota; Fungi; Ascomycota; Pezizomycetes; Pezizales; Morchellaceae
Exons: 2
Coding region: 1-936 (311 amino acids)
Source: RefSeq, a predicted model, not a curated record
AUGCGCUUCUCCCAGACCGCCCUCCUCGCGCUCGCCAUCGGCCUCACGCACGCCACCAUCUCCCUCAACAGCACCCUCGAGCUCGACGGCGAAUUCUACUGGAACGCCAUCAUCCUCCCCAGCGCGCCGCUGAGCGCCUCCUGCACGGCCGCCUGGGCAACCCCCAUCCCCUGCUCCGACUGGCUGCUCAAGUUACAAGGCGCCAGCAGCCUCAGCGAGUCCGAGGUGUUCACGCAGCCCGUGCUCUCCGAGCUCUGCACCGCCGACUGUAUCGCGGGGCUCGAGUCGUGGCGCGACGAUCUCCGCGAUGCGUGCAGCGACGAGGACACCGCCGCGGCUAGCACAGUCGACCUGACGCGGUCGACGGCGGCGGCGACGCAGUGGGAGGGGAGUGAGCGGGGACAGUUCUUCCUAGGUAGCUUCUUGAACGAGAGUGUGUACAUGGUUGAGUAUUUGUACUAUGCGGCGUGUCUUAAGGAUCUACCCACAGACACAUUCUGCUACCUCCUCCCCUCCACGGACCCGUUCAACUCCCCCAACGAGAACAUCACAAACACCACCUCGCCCACCUCCGAUGAGGCAAAGGCAUACUGCAACAGCAGCUGCACCACGCAGCAAAACCUGUGGAUGCUCGACAUCGUCGCGCCCACCGUCGCGGAGGCCGACUUUUCGGACUUGGCCAACGCCACCAUGCUCUGCCCCGGGCUGGAUACUAGUAAGUAUCCGUUCCUCGCGGAGAUAAACGGGGGGAACACUACCUCCGGCUCGAAUGGCAGCGGGAGUGGAAGUGGGAGUAGCAGCGGCAGUGGAAGUGGAAGUGCCAGUGGGAAUAGCACAGAGGAGGGCGCGGCGGUGAUGCUGAGGGGUGGGAGCGCGCUUGUGUGGGGUGUUGCGGCGGUGGUGGGCGCUGUGGUGGCGGGGUUUAGUGGGUUGUAG